GUGUCUUGUGUCAAAAAGUUUCACUUCACAUUUCACAAAGAAAAACAUUUCCAAAUUGCGUUUUCAUUUAUUUAUCAAUUCUUUUCAUCUAUAAAUCCUUACUCUAUCCAAUCUGUAUACAAUAAUUAAAAUAUGGAAACACAAAAUACAGAGAAAUCCGCAGCGGAAAAACUUAUAGAACGCAAAGAACGCUUAAGAAAACUCCACAAUCUCCGUCAACAAGCCAGAACUGAAAACCACCAAGAAGUCAUUGCAGAAGAUGCCCGAAACAAGCUGCCCAAAAAUUGGGAAUCCCGCAAACGCCAAGCUGACUGGAUCGUCAGCGAUGCCCAUGCACGAGAAGCAGCCGAAGCCGAAGGUAAGGAUUACGAUCGUAUGAAAAUGCUCGAAGUUUCAGCCAUCGAUGCGACUAGAAUCGAGAAGAAAAAACAAAAGAAGAAUCCCGACGGUGGAUUUUCGACUUUCGAAGCCCAAACUGCACGUCAAUAUAAUCGAUUGGUUAAGAAUAUGACACCCCGAGACAUGGAAAAGUAUGAAAAACAAAAACAGGAACUAGGUGAAGAAGCAUUCUACUGUGUGCCCAAUACUCUUGUUCACAACAUACCUCAGGACGAUCCGGAGGCUAUAAAUAAAAUGGUCAAGGACCUGGAAACACAAAUUGAACGCAGGAAGAAAUACUCCAGAAGGAGGAUCUACAAUGACGAUGCGGAUGUUGAUUUCAUCAACGAACGCAACUCCAAAUUCAACAAAAAACUGGACCGUUUCUAUGGCGAGUACACUUCGGAGAUUAAACAGAAUCUGGAAAGAGGAACAGCCAUUUAGGUUCCUGUUAUUGUACUUUUAGGUUUUAAGGUAGUGUUCAAUAUUUUUUUCUUCUCUAAAUCAAACUCAAAAUAAAGUUUUGAUGUAUAAAUAUA
This is a messenger RNA of Eupeodes corollae, 917 nucleotides long. RefSeq names its product pre-mRNA-splicing factor Syf2. NCBI's taxonomy places the organism in Eukaryota, Metazoa, Arthropoda, Insecta, Diptera, Syrphidae. The coding region runs from base 133 to 822 and encodes 229 amino acids. The record is from RefSeq and is a predicted model, not a curated record. The transcript has a single exon. Gene Ontology annotation, cellular component: catalytic step 2 spliceosome; post-mRNA release spliceosomal complex; Prp19 complex.